Molecule: messenger RNA, 8008 nt
Organism: Pipra filicauda (Wire-tailed manakin)
Lineage: Eukaryota; Metazoa; Chordata; Aves; Passeriformes; Pipridae
Gene: CEP135
Product: centrosomal protein 135
Exons: 26
Coding region: 3996-7448 (1150 amino acids)
Source: RefSeq, a predicted model, not a curated record
AUCUUCAGAGGUCCCUUCCAGCCCUAAAUAUUCUGUGAUUCUGUGAAUCUCUAGGGAAAAAAAUCUGUUUUUCUAGAGCAAGAGUUGUCUUUCCAUUGGCUAAGUACUGGCACUUCACAGCAGACGUGCUGUAUGGAUAUCUAGUCAGAAAUGAAUUACCAGCAAAUCCACUUGGAAGUAGACUUUCCUAAAACAAGCUCUGGCUCAUUCAAUGUAUCUUGAACAGAUGUUGCAGCAGCAGCUUGUCUCAGCACAGCCCUCAGCGUCCGUGGACUAUCUAGAGCCACCUGUUAAAGCAUUGUUGUAUUCAAAUGGUUGGUCCACUGGGUUCCUUUUGCACCUCGGUGAAAGCAGAACUAGCUUUUUUUAGUGGGAUGAGCUACGUGACCAGUAAUUACAGGACAGGAGCACAUUAUAAACCUAUUUAACGUAAAUGCAAAAAAAAAGAAAAAGCCUUUAACAUAGAAGUUCUAUUGAAUGAAAAAUGCAUUUUAGUCUUUCCCAAAACUGAAAAUGGAAACUCUCGUUCAUAAUUGUCUUUGGUGUUCAUGUUACAGACUCAAUGAAAAAAAAAUGAUUUCAUAGCAUAUAAAUUUAUCCGUAGUAAUUUCUUUGUGUUCCAUUGUUAGUGAUGUAGUUUAGUAUUCCACAUAGCUCACUGACCGUAUUAUUUCUUCCACAGCAAAAUACACCUUUACUCUGCUUUUUUCAUUAUUACAUUUUCUUAUUGAUAACACAAAUAUUGCAUCUACAACAGUUCUUAACCUGUAGUCACCAUGAAUUUUGCUGUUCUCAGGCUGAAAGGAGGGCUUCAAUGUGCUAAACCUUUUCUGUUUCGCAUUCUACCUGUAAUGGUUAGUCUAAUACCUGUUAAUAUUACUUCUUUCACACAAUGUUAUGCAAAUUGAUUCAGUACUGAAAGCCCAAAACAGCUGGAUUUAAGAUUCCGUUAUUGCCUGUAUCUUUCAUGUCAGGGUUCAAUUUCAGAUGUUGGUGACUUAGAACAAUAGGGGACAGUUCAUAGGUGCUAACUGUGUCUAUUUCAUCAACAUGUAGGCCUUCCAAAGGCUGCUCACAAUCAUCCAGGUAUGUCAUAAAAUGAAGCAUGGGAAUGCUGUCACCUUUAGCAGUCUUUGUGAGCAAAGGGGGAACAGAAAAUGAGGCUAUUGGCUCAUCUCUUCAGUGAACAACUGAAAGAUGCACUCAUUUAGACAUAUUAAUAAAUCCUGGCUGGAAAUGCCUAAUUUAAACUACCAUUUAAUUUACCCUUUUCUGCUUUUCAUCUAAAAUGGAAAUUACAUUUUCUUCACAACAGCAGUAAAUUACAUGAAAUAUUUAGACAAUGAGUGAUGCAAACUAGUUAUACAGAUCAUGGGAAAUACCAAAGUUGUUAAGAGUGCUUUCCAGUACUUUGCAAGUUUACAAACAUCUAGUAAGUUCAAUUUACCUUUCAUAGUGACUCAACUGUGAGUUACGAGGAUAUUAAGUUUCUUUAUGUAACAGCAUAUUCUGGAUUGAGUUGACUCGGUGAGAAUUAUGUAGAAAGCGUGGAUUUCCAAUAAACCUUUUGGAGACAGUUCUUUACCAAAGGCUUUUAAGAAAGCAGGUCUCUUUCAAAAUGGAGAAAAAAACCUAGUGGUUAAAAAAAAGUGUAGAAAGUACUACCUUACAGUGAACAUACAGGAGAUUGCUGUUUAACACUGACUACUGAUGUGAAAGAAUGGGUUAAACAGAAAGGGACAAAAUUUGCUCGUUAUAUGGAUGUGUUAAGUGCAGUCCAAGGGGUGCAGAAGAGUUUUGGUGGCCUGAGUAAUAAAGCGGCAGGUAAGGAACAACAUUAAUGAAGGCAAAGUGAUGCACAUCAUGGUCUUUAAUGUAUCAGUAACCACUCAGAGAAAUGUUAGUAUCACUGUGAAUGCAUCUAAUCAAUACUAAGAGCAAUCAGAAAGACCAAAUGUCCUGGUUUCAGCUGUGAUAGAGUUAAUUUUCUUUCUAGUAGUGUUGUGUUUUGGAUUCAGUAUGAGAAUAAUGUUGAUAGCACACUGAUGUUUUGGUUGUUGCUAAGUAGUGCUUACUCUAAGCAAAGGUCUUCUUAGUGCCAGUGAGGAGGUGCACAAAAAGCUGCAAGGGAGCAUAGCUGGGACAGCUGAUCUGAGCUGGCCAAAGGGAUAUUCCACACCAUACAACAUCAUGCCCAGUAUAUAAAUGGAGGGGGUUACUUGGAAGCGGGACUGAUCGCGGCUCAGGGACGGGCUGGGCAUCGGUCAUCAGGUGGUGAGCAAUGGUAUUGUGCAUCUCUUGGGUUUUAUCAAUCUCUCUCCCUCUCCUUUUUAUAUCAAUUAUUAUUAUAAGUGGUACUACUAGUAUUAUUAUUUUACUUAGUUUGGAUUGUUAAACAGUUCCUAUCACAGUCCCUAAAUUUUAUUUUUUUCUCCCUGAUUCUCCUCCCCAUCCCUGUGCGAGAAGGGGGAGUAAGCAAGCAACUGUGUGGAACUUAAUUGCCAUCUGGGGUUAAGCCAUGACAAGUGCUGAUCAGUAAAAUUAAAGAAUGAGUUAAACAGUCUCUAAGUGUCAGUAGCUGCUCAGGGAGAUGUAUCACUGUGAAUGCAUCUAAUUGAUGCUUUAGAUGAAGGCUACAGCAAAGAAUCUUUAUGGCUGCUCAGAGGAAGGUCUAUCAGGUACUAUUAUAAUGAUUUCAGUUCAACUUUAGGCCCAUCAAAUCCCUGCAUUAUAGGCUUAGAGAAAGAGAAUGUGUGUAGGCGUAAGAUUUAACUCAUGUUUCUGAGGUUUUUAUACUCCUGCUGUGGCAACUGUCAGAGAUAUGGGAUAUUGGGUCAGACAGGUCUUGGAUCCAACUGAAUCAGUACAGCAGUUCACAUAUUAAUUUUAUAUUUCCAGGAAAACAAAUUUUCCUGAUGGAGAAGUUACUAGAUACUUUUUGAUGUCAUAGUAAGACUAGUGAUAGACUAAGUUUAGGAUGUGAGAUUUAAGUUAUGGUCUGUAAUGACAGAGGUCUGGAAUUACUGACACAUGAUUUCUUUCCAACAAAGCGUGUACAACAAUUAUUGUCUUUGAAGACUUUAAUAUCUGCGUUAAGCUCUCUGAAAUAACACCCCCCAAUUCUUCUUAUUUUCAUUCCUGGACACCUUUGGGACCUAUACUCCAUCUAUUAAUUUCCUGGGCUUAUUGGGGGUCAGAUGUGACUCUAGGGAAUGUAAGAUAAUACCCUUUCCUGUUUGAUUCCGGUGGCAAUAAUGAGUUGAAUUAAAAAUUUCGGUCUUUAGGAAGGAGAGGGAUUCCACCAGAAAGCUGUUGGUACCUCCCAGUAUUAGAGUAUGUUUAGGUAACAUCACCUUAAGUGCCCAUUGCAGUGAUUUAGCAAGAUUCUGUAUGUACUUCCUAGCCACAGUUUCUGGAGUGCUAACAUCUGUCCAUUUAUUUUUCUCCGCAGUUACUGCAGAAAGAUUUUAUUCCUGUACAAGCUGUGAUGCAGUUUUCUUCUUGAUGUUUCUUUUGUAAAACUGUCUCGAUGUGAUUAGUAAAAAAAACUUUGCUCUUUCUAAAGCACGAGCUUUUAAAUGAAAUCUGAUUAACAAUUUUAAAGUAAUUUAAUCUUUUUAACUGAUACAGUUCUUCUUAAGGAGAAGAUUGGCUUAGGAGUUAUCUGUUUACUCUUGCAUUAGUGUAAGAUGCAUUCCUGAGCCUAAAUCUAGACACAGUAACAAUCACUGUUUUCCUGAAUUCAGUACAGAAUCCUCAACAUUAAUGCAGAAAUACGAAGAUCUUGUUGCUUUUAGCUUUAAUCUUUGGCUUCCAGAGGAGUACAAAGAGCAUUAGCUGCACAUCAGGACAUUAAUUUCCACUUAGUGCACUGACAGUUACCGUUUCGUGGACAGAAGUGUGGCGCUGCCUCCUCCAGCCAUCCCACUACGUCUUUUUCAGGUGUCCCAUUUUUCUUGACUGUGACAAAAGCUACUGCUUUGGAGGUGUUUACAAUGAGUACAAAUGCAGAGCGAAGGUUCACUAAUCUCAGGAAACGUCUAGAUCAGCUGGGCUAUCGGCAACCAUUGGGAGUGGAGAGUUUGCCCUUGGUGGAAAAGCUUUUUAGUGACUUAGUUCAUACAACUGAGAGCUUGCGCAGUGCUAAGUUAUCUGCUGGAAAAACUGAAAAAGAAUACAGCAAUUAUGAUACUAUUUUGGAACCUUAUAAAACAGAAAAUGCCAAACUUACCAGGGAAAAUAAUGAAUUACAUUUAGAAAUAUUAAAACUGAAAGAGCGGUCUGAUCAUCAUGUUAAAGACUUGAAAGCCUCCUUAAGGAGGGCUGAACAUGGAACUUCUGACUUGAAAUUUCUGAAUAACCAAUAUAUACAUAAAAUUAAAAUGUUGGAAAAAGAGAACAAAGCCAAGACUGAAAAAAUUCAGCAGCUUCAGGAGAAGAAUCUGCAAGCAGUGGUGCAAACACCUGGAGGCAGAAAAAGAAGCAUUCCCUUCAGGCGUCAGCGCAUGCAGAUAGACCAGCUUGUCCCCCCAUCAGGCGUUAGUGCCUACCCAGUUCCUCAGCCAGAGGACCCUUAUAUUGCAGACCUUCUUCAAGUGGCUGAUAAUCGAAUUCAUGAACUUCAGUCAGAAGUAACAGAGCUACAAGAAAAACUGGAGAUAUCUGAAUGUGGAAUGAAAAAUUAUAGCAAACAAGUUGAGCUAAGAGACAAAGAAAUUGAGCGCCUUUUGCUGGCACUGGAUGGUGGGCGUUCUCAUGAGGUUCUCUCUCUGGAAUCAAGAACUAAAAGUAAUGAGAAGCUUAUUGCCCACUUAAAUUUGCAGGUUGAGUAUCUUCAGCAAAGAAACAAAGAACUUGAAAAUCGCAUUCAAGACCUCUUGGACACGAAACAAAAUGUGACUAGUGAGGUAGUGCAUUUAAGCAAUAAAAAUGAAGAACUGUGCCAAGAACUGAAUGAAAUAGAUCACUUGGCACAGCAGUUGGAAAGACACAAGGAAAUUGUGCUCGAGACUGCAGAUAAGGAAAUAGGAGAAGCAAAGAAAGAAAUUGAAAGAAAACACAGUGAAAUACAGGAUCUUCAAGAAACAAUAACAAAGCUUAAAUCAGAGUUGUGCUCAUGUCGUAGGGAGAACGAGAGACUGAAUGAAGAACUCUUUGGAAAAACAGGUGAUAAAGACAAUCUUGAGGUGGUGUUAAAUCAGCUUCAACAAGAGAAGCAAAGGCUGACAGAAAAAACAGAGAACUUAGAAAUAAAAGAACGAGAACUUGUCCUAGAAAUAGAAAGAAUGAGAGUAGAAUAUGGUAUAGCCCUAGGAGACAAAUCUCCAUCUCGUCUAGAUGCAUUUGUGAAGACUUUAGAAGAUGACAGAGAUUAUUAUAAGCGAGAAUUAGAAUAUCUUCAGAAAAUGAUAAGACGAAGGCCUAGCCCAAGCCGCAGGACUCCAGAGAAGGGCGAAGAGCUUAAAUUGAUCACCAGAGAAAGAGAUGAGCUACGGUCUAUGUUAGACAGAUUUGAAAAACACAUGAUAGAAAUUCAGUCCAAUGUCAGAUUAUUGACUGCAGAAAGAAAUAGAUUAAAUGUUCUUUAUGAGCAGUCUCAAAGUGAGUUGAACAGGAUGAGAAGAGAAGCAAAGCAUAGUUUAGUUUCUCAAAGUCACGUGGAAGAAGAAAGAGACAUUGCACUGACUGACUUCAGAAGACUAAUGGCAGAAAAAGAAAGCCUCAGAGAAAAAUUAAAGAUUCAGCAAGAAGCAGCAAACCUUGAAAAAUCAAAGAUGCAGCAUGAUAUUUCAGAACUGGAGAAUAACAUUCAAGGACUUGAGAUGGAAAGGUGUGAACUAAAGUCUACAGUCUCCAUUCUGAAAGAAAGAACAAACUAUUUGGAAAAUGAAUUAAAAUUGAAGUCCAGUAAACUUGCCCAGACUUCUGAUGAUUCUUCUCAAUUUAAAGCUGAGAUUUGCUCACUUCAGCUCUUAAAUGACCAGCUCCAGAGGUCUGUUGAAGAUUUACAGCACCGCUUGUCCCUCAGAAAGGAUGAUCUGCAGUCAGCUCAGGAAGAAAUUGUAAUGCUAAAGGAGAAAAUAGAUAGGUUAAACCAGAGGAGCACUUCACAGGAUGAAGCAGUCAAUGUGCUUAGAAGUACUAUUACUGUUUUGGAUAAAGAAAAGGACAGUCUUCAAGAAACCGUGGAUGAAAAAACAGAAAGAAUUGCAUGCUUAGAUGACAACUUAGCUAACAAGGAAAAAACAAUUACUCAUUUACGCCUCACUCUCUCUGAGCUGGAGUCCUCAACAGACCAGAUGAAGGACAUGCUGAGCAACAGAGACCGUGAGAUAUCGAGCUUACAACGCCAGCUUGAUACGUCCCAAGUAGAGCUUGCAGAAAUGGGAAGAGUAAAGGAAAUGGCUCUGAAAGAAAACAGACGACUGCAAGAUGACCUAGCUACAAUGGCCAGAGAAAACCAGGCUAUCAGUACUGAGCUUGAAGAUGCAAUACGUGAAAAAGAAGAAAUGAAAACCAGGGUUCAUAAUUAUAUAACUGAAGUUUCCAGAUUUGAGACCUUGAUGGCUUCGAAGGAACAAGAGAACCAAGAAUUGUUAGUGAAAUUCCAAAUGCUCCAUACGCAAGCUGAAGACUGGGAAAUGAAGGCUCAUCAAGCUGAAGGAGAAAGCAGCUCAAUACGACUUGAACUCCUUUCAGUAGACACAGAUCGGAGACAUCUUCGGGAGAGAGUAGAACUUCUGGAAAAAGAGAUUCAAGGGCAUAUUGUUGCACAUCAAGUAUAUGAAUCUCAGAUCUCCUCCAUUACAAAAAACAUGUCCAAAUUGGAAGAGGACCUUAAACAUGAAAAUCAGGAUAAGGCUGCUGUGUUAGCAGACCUGACUUCUGUGAGGGAACUCUGCGUGAAACUUGAGUCUGGCAAAGAUCUUUUAUCUCGACAGUUGACAUCCAAAAGCAUGGAUUAUGAAAGGGUUCUAGGAGAAUUAGAAGAUAUAAAAUCAGAAGUAGAGUUGCUGAAAAAGCAGUUAUCCAGUGAGAGACUUACAGUUCAGAAUCUUGAAACGUUACUGGCUACUAGUAGAGACAAAGAAUUUCAGAACCAAUUAACAUCCCAAGAGAAAGAUACCGAAAUUCAAUUACUGAAAGACAAGCUAACACUUGCUGAGAGCAAACUAAGCAGCCAUAAUAGAGAGGUUUCCAUACUUCGAAGUAAAGCUGCACAGCUGCAGACUGACUGUGAUGUUUUAAAAAGACAACUGACAACUGAGCGAUUUGAACGAGAACGUGCAAUUCAGGAAAUGCGCCGACAUGGUCUCUCUACAUCAUCAUUACGCGCUUCGCCUCCUCUCAGUUCAACAUUCAGGUCUCCCUCACGUUCUCCUGAACGGAGCGUUGUAAGGACAACUGACCAGGCAUCAGCUGAGAAAAAUGUGAGCUUCAAGGAAUAACCAGUACUUAAGCAACUGAAGCAUUACCUUGUUAUAAAGACUUUUUUUUUUAAUUAUGAAGACUAUCUUGUAUUCUACCUCUGUUUUCUUCAAAUCACUGAUUACCUUUGAAAUCUCUGAGAAAGGGUGAAAUAAUCAACUUUGCAAAAUUCUGCUUUCCCAACUGGCAGGGGUGUUUUUUGCUGGCUGUUUGACAGGUUUUGUAUCAAGCCUAACUAAGUUUUGUUACAACUUUGGAAACGUAAUAAUUAUAAGAAGGAAAUGAGUACUUGAUUUGACAAUCUCUUGUUUUUAUUUUACUGUUUUAUUUGUUUGCUUAUCUCAUGUGAUUGCAGAACUUCAUUCAUCUUAAUAUGAGCUAACAGAAUAACAUCCACAAUUGUCUUACAAGUGCUGAGCCAGUGUAUGUUUUAUACCCGUGAUGAAUUCCUAUAUUUAAGCUUCUAACAAGUGUUUUCUGUUUACAGAUCAUACUUCAUGGUAUUUAAAAGUAUUGAUUAUCUAUUUUGUGAAUGUAUUUUGUUUACCUUUUCUUAAUAAAAAGUAUAUAUCAGCCUUUA